Molecule: messenger RNA, 3230 nt
Organism: Psylliodes chrysocephalus
Lineage: Eukaryota; Metazoa; Arthropoda; Insecta; Coleoptera; Chrysomelidae
Source: the annotation of a GenBank genome assembly
AUACUUUGCUAAUUAUUGCAUCACAUUUAAAGUAUGAAAAAUAAAUAAGAGUUUAAAUAUGAAUUUGUAUGUUUUAUUUAUCAAUUUGCACCAAACUUUGCAUCGAAUUCUGGUUUACCUUAAUUAACAUUAUCACAACGUGGGUACAUAAAAUAUCAAUUAAUUAACUAGACGAUCACUUCUACUACUAGAGGAAAAAGGCCAAAUUACAGUAAGUAUAGAAUUUAAAGUAAAACUUGUGAGGUAAAAAAAUAACAUUUCAAAGAGAGUAAAAUAACGAAUAAAUCUAAAAGAAGAGGGGGCCUGGGGGCGGGCCGUCACACUGGUGCCGUGACCAGGAUGUAAAGUCAUUUAAAUUGGUGCAAGAUAAAUAAAACCUACAAACAAAACUAUUUAAACAAAUUAAUUUAAAAAAAAUAAAAUUCAACGGUAUAUUUUUGAACUGAUACUCUUUCCGUUUUCUCUUUUACAUAAAAACGAAUCAACCAUCAUCAAUGAGGGAUCCUAACAUUUGGAAGUGGCAACUAGACUCAACAGCAGUCGGAACCAACUUCAACCCUUGCGACGGGAACUCCAACCCUUGCGACAGGAACUUCAUCCCUUGCGACAGGAACUUCAACCCUUGCGACAGGAACUUCAACCCUUGCUACAGGAACUUCAACCCUUGCAACAGCAACUUUCGCAGAACUUCUAGUGGAUAUCAAGACAGCCAUGGACGAACUUCAAUUCAAAAUGAAAGAAGACUUCUUUAUCCAUUCAACAGAGGACCAGAUAGCAGGCUACUAAAUAGAACCAACUUUAAUUCCUAACACAGGGACAACCACCCAGUCCAUAGGAGACAUUAAGAAAUCCAGGGAUGAAUCCCAAUCCAAAUGAAACAAGUCUUAGAUGACCAGCAACUAGUACACGUCCAAAUACAGAAAGUAUUGGCACUAAAUAAACAUUUAAUUAGACAAAUUAAAGUUUCAUUUUCGCUACGACAUUGUAACAACAUGCGAUCACUCAUCAGUACAGAACCUAAAAGUGAUCGACCAAUAUGUGUACUUCAGAAAAUUCGAACAAGCUAGAGGAGUGCCUAUCAAUGCAGUAAAUAAAAGACAAUUUAAUUCUUUCAAUGUCCAAAAAGAAUUAGCAAAUAAGAAUCGUCAAACCACUAUCUCGUAUAUCCAGUAGAAAAGCGAUAAAGAACAAAACCACAUAAACCAUUUAAGCAACACGCUGAGAUUUCGAUAAAACUUGUAAAUAUUAUGAACAUGUGUCAUGAUUGACGCCGAAAAAUAUUAAUAUAUUUCCAAAGAUCUGUAAAAUAAAAUGACGAUCGAAGAUCCAAAGAUCCAUUCCACCCGACUUUUCGUUAUGAGGCAACCUAUUUAUGAAGAAAACAUUUGUCCAAGAAAAAAAAAAAGAAACAAACAAUUAUCGUUAAAUUUGUUUGUUAGCAAAGCUAUUUACGACGUGCCUGACAAUCCUAAUCCGACUCUGUAAUAUAAGAUAUAAUGGUCACAGAGGAAGAGUAUAACACCACCUGUUUUUCAAAAAAGGGCAAUAACCAUAUAAAUCACAGCAACACUUCACAUACAAAUUUUAUUGAAGAAUAUUCCAUUGUGAAAGUCGAAGAUAACAAGAAAUUUACAAAUUCACAAAAGCCACUUGACAUGUGUUUAACAAUUUUACUUCCUAAAAGACAAAAAAGGGCAAUUUAGUUAAAUUGCAUAGAAAAGGUCUCUAUGGGCACUUAUCACAAUUUAGCCACUUGUGUUCUCCGAUAAACCAGAGAAACUUACCUACUCAAGUUUAUAAAAACGAAAUUAAGAUAACAAACGAUGUACCGUUUGUCAAGAAGAGAUAUCCAGCCGAAUAUUAUUUACGUCUUACUAUCGACAAGAAAUUAGAAAAAUGUAUUAGUCUUGGGGGUAAACCCAAAAAUGAGAAACACAAUUCCUCAUAUAGAUACUGACUGUUAAGAGACUCUGGACAUUGUACACAACACAGCAGAGUUCCGAGGUGGUGAGAAGAACACGCAACAUCGUAUGAUGGUGGGUGAGGUUUUCCGGGUUUCCCUUACCUGUAAGUCGAAUGGCACCAUCAAACACCGAAAGGUCGCCCCGGAGCGCAAAGUAAAAAAAAAAAAAAAUUAAACAAAAAAAAAAAAAACAAACAAAAAAAUAAAGAAAAAAAAAAAACAAAAAAAAAAAAAAUUUAGAAUACUGGUAAUGAGAAUAAUCAUAAUAAUAUACAAGGGUAAAAUGUUUUGAAACAGCAAUGAAAGUACAGACCUUGGUAAGCGUUUAAGAUGUUAACUACUAAACAUUUUCAAUGUUACUACGCAAUUAACAUCUAGGGGGUGUGUGUAACCUACCGCACCCAGGUACCUUAAUAAUUUAUUAAUUCCAUUUAUUAAAUACAAUAUUGCAUUCUUUUAAAUUCAAAAUUCUUCAUUUAACGAAAAAUCUCCCAGAUAAUUAAAUCUUAUUUACGACACCUAAUAAAUAAUAUCUAUAACCACGUCCGUAAAAGAUGCACGUGGCUGAGUUCCUAGAGAAAGAAAACACCAUAAAGUGUAUUUCUGUUUACGAAGUAAUUAUCAUUAAAACACUUAAGUCGCUUAUUUUCCUAGUUUCGAUGUUCAGACCGAUAUCGACAAUAUUUCGAUAUACAAAACUUUCAAGGCAAGUAAUAAAUAACCCACCCCCUUUUGCACCUACAUUCGUUUUUUUUCUAUGAGAAACAAAACGAUAGAGACGUCACAGAAACGAUUAAACUGUGUAUAAAAAGUCUGACGAAAAUGAGCUCGGAUCGAUUCAAUUUUUAUCAUUUGAUGUGCAAGCAUACAUUUUAUUAUCUGUACCCAGUUAUAUAAUCUGUACCUUUCCUAAACGCUCCUCCUAAACGACGUCUAUCCUACAAUACCUCCUAUCCCCGACGGUGUCAACGUCUCGACGCUCAACUUCCUGCCAUCCUACUCCCUACGUCUCGAACGCUGUCACAUUCCUCACCAUCUAAGUAUUUCCUACCGUACACUCAUUUCGACGCUCAACGUCCCACGCCUUAUUUCCGACGCUUUGCCGUCCAUAAUUAUUUCCUUCAUAAUAUCACGUCCCGCACCACCUACUUAAUUCUACCGUAUAUCUGUCCCAAUACAGUACCGUAUUAAAUACCUUCCCUUCCAUCACGACGCUAGACGUCUCGACGAUGGACGCCUCGACGCCCAACCCUGCGACGUACCUACA